Oncorhynchus gorbuscha (pink salmon) is the source of this 4022-nucleotide messenger RNA. Its product is annotated as cell adhesion molecule 4-like. Lineage: Eukaryota; Metazoa; Chordata; Actinopteri; Salmoniformes; Salmonidae. The coding region runs from base 1523 to 2737 and encodes 404 amino acids. Gene Ontology annotation, cellular component: cell-cell contact zone. Gene Ontology annotation, biological process: negative regulation of peptidyl-tyrosine phosphorylation; regulation of wound healing; regulation of Rac protein signal transduction. Gene Ontology annotation, molecular function: vascular endothelial growth factor receptor 2 binding. The record is from RefSeq and is a predicted model, not a curated record. The transcript is spliced from 10 exons.
ACUCUGGGAUAUACUGAACAUAUACUGAACAUAUACUGAACGACAGAGGGGAAGAGGAGGAGGAAGAGGAAACAACCAGAAACUAAAGCACUGGCCCACAAUAUUGACCUGACUGAGGAUAGAGAGAGAGGGGACGACAAGAUAACACAACAACCACAACGAGAGAAGGGGAUGAGACAAGAAGAGAAAACACGGAAUCUACUUUGUUUGGAUCAGAGGGACAAUAUCCUUUCCGAGUUACAACGACAGAGAGCACAGAGCAAUUUCCUUGCUGUCAGGUUCUGGUGUGGUUGCUGUUAGGGACUUGAAGGUUCCAUGCUACUUCAGUGCCAUUGACAGUGCCAGGGCCCACGGUGGGUAGUGGUAGUAUUGACAGUGCCAGGGCCCACGGUGCGGUAGUGGUAGCAUUGACUGGCUAAUUGCAGACAGAAGGCAGAGGACUUUGUAGCAAUCUGGGGAUGACACCACUGUUCUCCUCAAUCAGACAGUGUUCAGCGAGGUGUGUGCUGCAGUCCGGUUACCCUCAGUAAGUUAUACGCUCUCUGGGCCGGGCCCUCGCCGCUGCUGCAUUAGGAGCCGCCAAUCAGAACCAACAACCAACUCCACACGAACCGCAGCAGCUGAACUGAGCUCACUGACGGAGCGGGCGGUGAACACGAGACUCAACACAGGGACUGAACAUAGUGACUGGAAGCAGCCGUGUACAGCAGAGAGAGACAUUGUGAUCCUGUAUAAACAUACAGAGAGAGGACAUACAUACACGCUACAUCUCUACAGUGGGACGAAUAGAGAGAGAGAUGUAGCCUAUAGAGUAAUGCUAUACGUGUGAUCCUGUAGGGUGUUUAUAUCACACAGGGAGACUGUAGUCGUUUGUAAAGCAGUUACCAUCACAGUUGGAGACGGUGAUGUGUGAUAUCGAACCGUGGGAGACAAUUUAGCUGAUGACGUGUUUGUGUUGUCAAAAGUAUCAUGUGUGGGGAUGGAGCCCCGAGUUGAGAGAUAUGGGUACAGAAACAGUAUAAUGACUUGUUUCAGAUGGUUUACUCCGAUGUGUCUGUCUGGCUGAUGUAGAGUAAAGAUAUUGGUUUGCUUGGUGUUGGGAUUCUGGUCUGUGGUUUGCCAUUUGAGUGGUUCUAGCCUGUUGGUUUGUAUCAUUGCUUUGCUCCAUUGAUUUGAUGUUUAGUUAUGUAGUCCUACACAGCAGAGCAGCUCGGUUGGCAGACAGUCAUUUGGCUAAUUGUGUGCUGAUAGUUCGUAGCAACGUUGUAAGACAUUCCAGAUCGACGCUGUGGUGAUGUUAGAUCGGUGGUGUUUUAUCAAAAGACUGCAGCUCUGAAGAAUCGUGCGUGUUGUGUCCUGGUAAAACCCCGGCUUUGUUGUGUGUCACUGCAGCCCUAGUUGUGCUCUGCUCUGCUGUGCUCUGCUGUGCUCUGCUGUGCUCUGCUCUGCUGUGUUGUACGGCGCCUGUGUCCUGUGUCACAGAGGAAGCAUUGAUCAGACAGCUACUGAGGCUCAAUACACAAUGAGGCCUGGCCCGAGAUCUCUCCUCCUCCCCACCCCCCUCUCCCUCUCCCUGCGUGCCCUGCUCCUGCUCUGCCUUGCGCCGCGUUGCCAAGCGGUGCAGGCUGAGAAUGUGACAGUUUUGGAGGGAGGCACGGCCCAGAUCUCCUGUCGUCUGCAGAACUAUGACGGCUCCAUCGUUGUCAUCCAGAACCCUCGCAGACAGACCCUCUUCUUCAACGGCACACGAGCGUUGAAGGACGACCGUUUCCAGAUGGUUCUCUUCACUCCCCGUCUGGUGCGCAUCACCCUCACCAACGUGAGCGUGUCGGACGAGGGCGGCUACUUCUGCCAGCUCUACACCGACGACACCCACCACCAAGUGGCCACUCUGUCCGUGUCCGUCCCUCCCGACACCCCCGCGGUGGAGGUGAGGCAGGAGGCCGUGGAGGGGGGCGAGGUGGAGCUCACCUGCCUGUCGCCGCGCAGCAAGCCCCCCGCCACGCUGCGCUGGAUCAGGGACCGCCGGGAGAUACCAGGUGUGGUGUCCCAGCAGGAAAAUGGGAAGACAGUGAGUGUGUCCAGCACCAUCCGUCUCCCUGUGGAGAGAAAAGACAACGGGGCAGCGGUCAGCUGUGAGGCAUCCCACCCCGCCCUGGGGGGGCAGAAGAGGGUCCGCCACUACCGCCUCGACGUCCACUUUGCCCCCACAGUGAGGAUCAUCCCUCCCCCUGGCAUCCUCCGAGAGGGAGACUCUCUCAGCCUCACCUGCUCCAUCACUGGCAACCCACUGCCUAGAGAUGUCCAGUGGACUAGGAUUAAUGACACCUUACCUGAGAGGGCGGAGAUCUCUGGCCCCACCCUGCAGGUGGCCCGUCUCAGCCAAUCACACAACGGGACCUACCUGUGUCAGGCGCAGAACAACUACGGCCGUGCCGCCGACCACUACACGCUGCUGGUGUACGAGAAUGUGUCUGUCACUACCAUGGUCCUUCCCACCUCCCAUCACGCCACCUCCCACCCAACCACCCUCCUCCUAACCCCCAGCUACGCACCGGACCCCCGAGACCCCGGGGCAGUGAUUGAGACCCACAGUGCAGUACCGUACGCUGUGAUAGGGGGCGUCCUGGCUCUGCUGGUCUUCACCGUCAUCUGUGUUCUCAUCGUCACCGUCUGGUGCUCUGUCCGACAGAAAGGCUCAUAUCGUACCCAGGAGCCUAUACUUAAUUGGUACUGACCUAAUUCUAACUGAACUAAUAAUUAAUCACAGGUUCAUAUCUUACCCAUGAGGCCAGUGGGUUGGACGAGCAUGGGGAGGUCCAGGAGGCUUUCCUCAACGGGAAUGAUGCCAGUCAGGGCAAGAAGGAGUACCUACUGUAGCCUCCAUCCCCAAAACCCACACCCCUCCCCCAACCCGCCAUGACGGGUGGCCUUCUGAAUCGACUGUAGUCCUACUGCACACAGACCACAUUACAGACCACAACACAGACCACAACACAGACCAGAACAGAGACUGAAAGAGAGACGAUCCGUCCAGCCCUUACAUUACAACUGUGCCAUACUGUAGGUGUACUGGAGGAAGGAGCGAGGGAGCGAGGGAGGAUGACAGAGAUAGGGGAAAGUGAUAAUAGGGUCAUUAUUUUGAUAGAAGAAGAGAUAACAAGAAAGAGAGCCUCAGCACUUCCCUUCCCUGUGGUAAUUGGAGAGGGAGGAAGAGAGAGAGGGGAAAGAGAAAAAACGUACAUUUCCAAAAUGUUCAAUCCAUAACUGGCACAGACAAACAGGUGGGGUGGGUAUGAUUUCCAGAAGCUAUUGAGUUUGAAUGCUCAAUUUGAUUACUUGAAAUUGCCAAAGCACAUCAGCCCACAGAGAGCAGCUCAUCUAUAAUUAUUUGACAACAUUGCAGAGUGUUACCCUGAAAGUCUCUUAAAGUAUUUCUGAACUAUUCAGUCAAUUCUGCAGACAACCCAGGUAUUGUAUUUGUCGUCCGUUCUGGGGAGUCUGCCAAUGUCUUCUGGGUAAUUUAGAAACCUUCCUGUUAUGAAUGACUGCUUUCCUCGCAGAACAGAACUGUUGUUUCUCUUCUUUGAAUUCUCUCUCUCUUUCUCCCUCCCUCUCUCUUCACCUCUCUUUCUAGUCCCCGUCUUCCCCCUUGUUCCCUCCCUCUCUCUUCACCUCUCUUUCUAGUCCCAGUCUUCCCCCUUGUUCCCUCCCUCUCUCUUCACCUCUCUUUCUAGUCCCCGUCUUCCCCCUUGUUCCCUCCCUUUCUCUUCACCUCUCUUUCUAGUCCCAGUCUUCCCCCUUGUUCCCUCCCUCUCUCUUCACCUCUCUUUCUAGUCCCAGUCUUCCCCCUUGUUCCCUCCCUCACUUUUCACCUCUCUUUCUAGUCCCAGUCUUCCCCCUUGUUCCCUCCCUCUCUCUUCACCUCUCUUUCUAGUCCCAGUCUUCCCCCUUGUUCCCUCCCUCUCUCUUCACCUCUCUUUCUAGUCCCAGUCUUCCCCUUGUUCCCUCCCUCUCUCUUC